Molecule: messenger RNA, 1809 nt
Organism: Ornithodoros turicata
Lineage: Eukaryota; Metazoa; Arthropoda; Arachnida; Ixodida; Argasidae
Product: cytochrome P450 2J6-like
Exons: 9
Coding region: 257-1759 (500 amino acids)
Biological process (GO): xenobiotic metabolic process
Cellular component (GO): intracellular membrane-bounded organelle; cytoplasm
Molecular function (GO): heme binding; steroid hydroxylase activity; oxidoreductase activity, acting on paired donors, with incorporation or reduction of molecular oxygen, reduced flavin or flavoprotein as one donor, and incorporation of one atom of oxygen
Source: RefSeq, a predicted model, not a curated record
UUUUAGUAGGGAUCUGAAUGCGUGUAUGCGAUAACGGGGUCAAGAGCGCAAUUCUUUCGAAAUGGACGACGUGUUGCUUAACUGGAGUUGCGAAUGUUUUUUAUCGUUUUCGGAGUGCGCAUUCCACCUACUAAAAGUCACCAUUGAAGGAAGAUAGCGAGCGAGGUGUUUGCUUUCAUUGUCCGCCGCACAGCGGUGUCUGCAUUCGUCCAGAAAGAGGAGACGGACGGCUGUUUUUACGGUGGAACGUGCAGCGAUGGUUGACGGCGUCUGGUCGUUCGUCGGAAACGAAAUUCUGAACUGGAACACAGCUGCCGUAUUGACGUGCACGUUUCUCUUAUGGGUCGUAUGGGAUUACUUUUACGAUGACCAUCGGAAACUUCCACCGGGUCCACGUGGCGUACCGCUUCUGGGCUACUUGCCCUUCUUGGGAGAAGAGCACGUCACCUACCGAGACUUGUCAGAAACUUACGGACCAAUCAUCAGCGUGAAACUCGGUCCCAAGCGAGUGGUGGUGCUCAAUAAUUUGGAGGUGAUCAAGGAAGGCUUGAACAAAAGAGAUGUACUGCAUCGACCAGCUUACUUCUUCCUGGCACGAUUAAAUAUUCAUGGAAUUAUUUCUUUGAACGGAGAUGCUUGGACCGACAAUCGUCGUUUCUGCCUCCAAGUGCUACGGGACCUGGGAUUUGGAAAGAGCAGCAUGGAGGAACGCAUCAGGGAAGAGUGCAAGUACCUGACUGACGUCAUAGCGUCCCACGGCGGCAACCCAAUAGACGUUGGGGCCUACCUCGCCCCGAGUGUGUCCAACAACAUCGCGUCCCUGGUGAUGGGUAGACGCUUCGACUUUGACCAUCCCAGGCGUCGGUUCAUGGAUCGCUGUUUAAAUAUUAUUCUCCACAACGCGGCCUUUUUCUCCGCCGUCGAUUUCUUUUACCUUCUGGGAGCCGCGCUACGAGCGGUGUCCUACUUUGCAGCAGGGAAAGUUAGUCGAACCGUCGAAGAACUCAAGGACUACUUCCGGCGAGAAAUAAAAGAGAACAAAGAAACCAUGAAGGAAAAUGAGGACCGACAUUUCAUCGACGGAUACCUGAAAAAAAUCGCUCAGAGCGGACAAGUCACGAAUUACAAUAAUCAGUAUCUGUUGGGCAACAUGAUCAACUUUUUCGGAGCUGGAACCAAUACGGUUCGCACAACCAUUCUGUGGCACUUGCUGAAUUGUGCCAGAUGCCCGCGAGAAGUUCAGGAGAAAAUUCAGAAGGAAAUUCAGGACGUCGUCGGCAACGAGCGGUUACCAUGCUGGGAAGACCGGCUCAAAAUGCCAUUUACGAUGGCCGUUAUCUGGGAAAUGUAUCGCUGGAGGACCAUCGCGCCGCUCAGUGUUGUCAGAGGUACUGCAGCGGAUACGGAAAUAGCGGGUUACACCAUUCCAGCAGGCACACCCAUACUGGCGAACCUUUGGGCUGUCCAUACGAAUCCUCUCGUGUGGGAUAAUCCCGAAGAGUUCAAUCCCUACAGACACCUCAGUGACGACGGUUCUAAGCUCCUGCCCAGGCACGAGCACAUUAUUCCGUUUAGUACAGGAAAACGCAUGUGUCCCGGAGAGACUUUCGCUACCGUCGAAGUGUUCCUUUACCUGACAACUCUCCUCCAGAAGUUCACGGUGAUGCCGGCAGAUGGCAACGAAAUUUCGAUGGUGCCUUGCAUGAGACUCGUCGCUGUUCCCGCUGUCAAACAGGCACUCCGGUUUCUACCGCGAUAAAGGAUGCGAAAUAAAUUUAAAUGGCAAAAUAAUAGGGAUGCUCAAACAUU